Ceratina calcarata is the source of this 1955-nucleotide messenger RNA. RefSeq lists its product as uncharacterized. Gene Ontology annotation, molecular function: ubiquitin protein ligase activity; protein binding. The record is from RefSeq and is a predicted model, not a curated record. The transcript is spliced from 5 exons. Bases 1 to 1920 code for a protein of 639 amino acids. NCBI's taxonomy places the organism in Eukaryota, Metazoa, Arthropoda, Insecta, Hymenoptera, Apidae. Gene Ontology annotation, biological process: protein polyubiquitination; proteasome-mediated ubiquitin-dependent protein catabolic process.
AUGAGAGUCGUUUCAAGUGCGAGUACAUCAAGUGCAGCAUAUUCGGAUAGCAGAACGAACUCUGGAUGUUCCUCGCAGUUUGUCGACGACUAUAACAACGCCAGCACGUCAACGAGCAUAGGCAGUUCUCUACAGCUAAGCGUAGCCAUCGCUACCUGGAACCCUCAGCUAUCGUGUAAUAGAAGAUCUUCCAUCACAUCUACGGAUGGCAGCAUUACAGAAUGUCUAUGUAGCCUGUGUGCACAUAGUUCCGAAGUUUUGAGUUCUUCCACACUAUGCCUCUCUACCUCUCGAGUCAAUUCUGAUCGCCUCAUCAGUCUAUCAUCUAAUUGUAGUUCCUCGGAAUUAGUUUUGUCCGAUGCAUGUCGCGGGGUGCAAGGAUUGUCCUCUCCAUCUCGCAGCCCGCUUUAUGCAGAAAAUAGAAUUGAACAGCAUACGGAGAGUCGCGCGGAGGACGUAACAGAAUAUGACGAGCUAAAACGAUUAAUAAGUGAUGCACAGAAGGAAAUUGACAGAUUUCAAGAAGAACUAAAUACUGCACAGUUACAAAAAGAAGAUAUAGAAAACCAGGCAAGACAAGCAGAAAUAAAAGUGAAGUCAUACAUAGAGGAUGCAAUUGCCAUUUUAGAGGCUAGAGAACUGUAUUUGUUAGCAAAAAACGAGCUUUUUAAACGAAAUGAAACUGCUACUCUAAAAUCGAUAUACAAUACGCUGGAGAACAACAAGAAGAAUUUAUAUCAUCUCUUUGACCAGCUUACCGGGAUCUUCAAAAUAGAAUGUCCACAUGCUAAUAUGUUUUGUUUGGCGAUCAUUCACGCGAUGUUUGCUAAGUGCACUGAACCAAUUCCGUAUUUCUACUGGGAGAAGGAUAUGGACUGUAUUGUAAACGGCGAGAUAGAAAAGAAUUUGGUACCGAUUGUAGGGAACUUCGGAGAAGUGGUUGAUACCAAUCCGGAGUUGUUACAGAUCUCUAACGAUCCAUGCGAAACACAACCGAUGCCAAUCUUACACAAAACCAUGCCAAAGCACAUAUUUCCCAAAGAGGUUCGAACGCUGAACUCUGGUGAACCGGUUGAACCAUCAGUAAUCAUCGGUACCAAUGAUAACGAUCUGUAUAAAUUGUGCCGUCCUUGGGGAGUUGCCUGUGAUGACGAAGGUCACGUAGUCGUCAGUGACAGAUCGAACCACCGUAUACAAAUAUUUACACUAGACGGUGGCUUCGUAAGAAGCUUCGGUACCCUGGGUACAGAUCCAGGCCAAUUUAACCGCCCAGCGGGUGUUACAGUCGAUUCCCGCAAAAGAAUAAUUGUCGCCGAUAAAGACAACCAUCGGAUACAGGCUUUCACCAUGGACGGUCAAUUUUUAUUCACCUUCGGCAAGAAAGGACAGGAAACAGGGCAAUUCAAUUACCCUUGGGACGUUGCCGUAAAUUCGCAAUGUCAGAUUGUUGUCUCAGAUACGAGGAAUCAUCGUAUCCAACUAUUUACUAAGGAUGGUAUAUACCUCAGGAAAUACGGACAUGAGACCAACUCAAAAAUGUGGUACCUCCUUGAUUCGCCACGCGGUGUGGCAUUCAAUAUUGAUGGAGAAAUCGUCGUUACUGAUUUCAAUAAUCAUAAAGUACUUAUAAUUAACAGUAGUUUGUCAGAAAUACGGGUAUUACAGUGCGAUUCUGCUGGUAGCGAGAAACUCUUCAACAGGCCACAGGGUGUGAUAACAGACGUUUUAGGCAAUAUAAUCGUGGCAGAUUCGAAGAAUCAUAGAAUUCAAGUAUUCAACCGACAUGGGUUUUUAAUAUGGAAGUUCGGCAGUUACGGAUCAGGAAUAACGGAAAUGGACCGUCCAUCCGGGAUUGCAUUGACUCAUGAUGGUCGAAUUGUAGCGGUAGAUUUUGGUAACAAUAGAGUCCUUAUUUUUUAAGCGAUCCAAUUUGACGCCUACAAAAGUAUUAAUUG